Molecule: messenger RNA, 7166 nt
Organism: Schistocerca gregaria
Lineage: Eukaryota; Metazoa; Arthropoda; Insecta; Orthoptera; Acrididae
Product: protein tramtrack, beta isoform-like
Exons: 5
Coding region: 239-1399 (386 amino acids)
Biological process (GO): regulation of transcription by RNA polymerase II
Cellular component (GO): nucleus
Molecular function (GO): protein binding
Source: RefSeq, a predicted model, not a curated record
GGAAAGAGACUUGAAUUCUGUUUUCUUCAGCGUCUUAUACGGAGGAAAGAAAUGAAGUAAGCUUUCUCGUUUACCGUUUCUGUAAUAACUUAACUGCCCAUAUAAUCGAAAAUGAAUUAUUUGACUUCUCGACGUGCGGCAGUGUGCCCAGAAUAUAGGGGGCAGUGACCUUCAGGAAGAGUGGUGAUGUUAUUGCAAAAAGUUUGCAGGAGAUUCCAACCAGCUUUUGUUAGAAAUCAUGGAUCAACAAUUCUGCCUGCGAUGGAACAAUCAUCCAACUAAUCUUACAGACGUAUUGAGCAAUUUGCUACAUAGACAGGCUCUUGUUGAUGUUACCCUGGCCUGUGAAGGUGAAACGUUUAAAGCGCAUCAGACAAUCCUAUCAGCGUGCAGCCCUUACUUUGAAAGAAUUUUCCUACAGAAUACUCAUCCUCAUCCAAUAAUAUUUCUGAGGGAUGUCCAUUACACAGAAAUGAGGGCCUUAUUGCAGUUCAUGUAUAAGGGAGAAGUGAACGUUAGUCAGAGUUUGUUACCGAUGUUUUUAAAAACUGCCGAAGCUUUGGAAAUUAGCGGUUUGACGCAAGGUGCUGUAAAGAAACCCGAAGACAGGACAAGUCCCACUCCCGCCGUCUCUCCAGCAAGAACAACGAUCGAAGAACGAAGUAGUGCCGGUAGUCCACCACCAGAGAAAAGGAAAAGAAAGACUUCUGGAAGUUGUGAAGUUCCCAUGACUGGGAACAAUAAUGAACGGUUCCUGGGAGAUGCACAGAUGCCCCCACAGUGUAGUUACAAAACGAGCAGUGCGCCAGCUCCUCUACCUAAACUCCACCCCAUAUCAUCAGAAGUAGAUGAAGUUGUGGAUAUUGCAUCAUCACCUCCACCAAUCAAGGAAGAAGUUGACUCAAGUCCACAACCUGAUUUUAAGGAGUCUUUCCAUAAUGCUGGAGACAUAAAACCACCUCCUGUUCUGCCAACCGUUUUGAGCCAUCAUGACGAUCUGUCACUGCAGGCUCCCCCCAGUGCAGGAGGUGCAGGUCAGUCGGAUGGAAGUGAGCAUGAGCAGGGUCCCUCCUCUCAAGAUACCAUGGAUGGACUUGAUGGAUCAAAAGCCUGGCACAUGAGGCUAACGUUUGACAAGAUCCCUGGCUACUCCAACCUCCAUCGCUGUAAACUUUGUGGCAAAGUUGUUACACACAUUCGCAACCAUUAUCAUGUUCACUUCCCAGGGAGGUUUGAGUGCCCUCUGUGCCAAGCCACUUACACACGCAGUGAUAACCUACGUACUCAUUGCCGAUUUAAACAUCCAAUGUUUAAUCCAGACUCUAGAAAGUUUGAGUCACCACCUUGCAGUUCUGAUCUAAAAGCUGCCCCGUUAAACAGAAGCACUGAGAAACCAUGAUUGGUCCUUACAGAAGGCUAUUUCAUGCUUCAGUUUACCAUCUCACUUUAUGUGAAUUUUAUGUCUGCAAAAGUUUUAAAGAAUUAUUAUGAAAACAGAGAAGUAAUGAAUGAUAUGUGAAUAACAGCAUUGCAAAAAUGUGAAAUGAUUUAUUUAUAUUUUAAAUGUUCUUUAUUUUUAUUUAAAGCUGAGAGAGUUAGUGUACAGAAAAAGAGUAGAGGUAGUGAUUUUCAUUUCAUUUUUCUUCUUCCAGGGAGAGCAGAGUCGGUGCUUAUGAAUGAAAUAACCAACUAUAAGAUGUUGUUUGUGAAACUAACAGGAACUGCAAGACAAUGCAAAGUCUGUGGUAAAGUUGUGAAUAAUAUGAAGAAUCACUACCUCUACCAUAAUCCUGCUAGGUAUCAGUGCCCAAUUUGUUUAAGUGUCUUGUCACGACCAGACCACCUUAAACAACAUAUUAAGUGGAGGCAUUCUCAUAUUCCUAUUACGGAUGUAUCAAACACUGUUGUUUAUCCAUUCUCAUAGUUCUCAUCAACAGAAAAAUGAAUUUAUUAUUUUAAAAUUUUGGCACAAACAAAUAUUAUUGCAGAUAAGGUUAAGAGCUAACAGUACUUCAGAAAGUAACAAUGCAAAAAAUAUUUUAUUUAUUAUAUUGCCAUUCUAGUAAAAUGCAGGUUAUCAUAGCAUAACUUUUCAUAGGUCAGCUAUCCCUAUUUUGGUGGUGAUUACCUCCAUUACUCAGAUGGUAUCAUUAAUUAAUGAAUAGUACAACUGUACCAAUAUGCAUCAGCAUGUUUUAUGGUACCACAAAGAGCACAAGUGGAAUUUCUCGCAAGGCAAAUAAUUCAUAGAUUAUUUUACAUACAAAACCCUUCUGAUCUUCCUGCAUAUUCAUCCUCAGUGGAUAAGGGAUUAAUAUAAUGCAUUUCGUAAAUGUCAUCUUGCCAAUUUUUUUCAAGUUUUGAAUCUGAGUCCCUUACACUCUGAAUAGUUUCAGGAGGAUUUUUUGUACCACAAAAGUAAAUAGUGUUAAGAAUGCAACAUAUUAGUUAUCUGUUCACAUGUUAUGAAUUAUAUUUGUGUAGACAUGUUCUCUACGCUUUGUGCUUCAUGUUCUAGAUUACUACAAACUUUUUGUUUUGCACCAUAUUUAAAUUGCAUUAGUACACAUGCAAUAUUUUUUCCUGUGUAUUGAUGAGGACUGGUCUUUCUCAUCUUUCUGGCUAAUAAUGCCACUGUUUUCGGGGUCCUCGUGCUACCUAUUCUCUUACUGCUUGAUUUCAUAUGUGUAUCUCUGCAGGAAUUCCCUUUUUGAUAAUCUUGGUACUACAGUAAUAAUUGGUAGCAUUCAGACAUAAUUUUUGUCCUAUACACAACACAACAAUACAUUGCAAGAGACAAUAGUCUUAUCAUCAGGUUGUAAAACUUAGCAGAACUAAUAAUACUUUAAGCUACUUAGAUCAUGCAGAUACAUUUCAUCUUAAUGUUUUGGCCCAUUGUACUUGGUGUUAGGAAUAGAAGGUUGGUCAUUCAUUUUGUGAACAAUGUGGGAUUUCCAGCCUGAAAGUUUGGCUAAAUUUGUGAUAACCAUUAUUUUUACAAAUAGUGUAUCUGAUUGUGUAAGUUCUUGCUGGUAAACACAGACUUAAUGUGUACUCAUUUCUGACUCAGUAAGUUGUUUAAUUUUAUCUGUUUGUCUUUUGAACGUUAACACAGGUACAUAAUAACAUUGUAUGAAAAUAAUUAUGUGCUUGUUGUUGCUGGUGUAAGUUUGCAUAUCUUGUCAGCAUGUUGGUUGGGAGUUAAAGUUGAUUCGUAUUAACUAUUGUCAUGAGAUAAAUGUAUGAAAGUGCCAAAAAAUUUUUUAUUCAUACUACAACCAUAUUCAUUCUUGCAUGUCAUGUAAAAACUGUGAAAGUAAUAUACACAACAUGCAAGCAGUAAGUGUCAAUACCAUGUGACAUUGAUGAGAUUUGUAAGAGCUCCUAAGAAUAUGUUUUUUAUGAAGUUGCUAGAAAUUAUAUUCAUGUUUUAUGUCAACAGUUGUUAUUUUAUGGAGAUAUAUUUAUUGUAAUAGUACAGUGAAAAUUGAUUUUUAUGUUAUGUUACCGUUUACACUGUACUACAUUAGAUAUAUUUUUAAUAGAUUGUACAGAAACAUAAAAAUAUGUCCAGUUAGUAUUCCAUUCCUUAAAUAAUAUUUUUGUCUUUAUAACGGCAAUGUUUAUUAAUGAAAUAUUGAGUUUAUAGAUACAUAAAAAUCAUGCCAUUAGUAAAGUGUUCUAUAAAUAAUGUUUUUGUUGUGAUAACUGCAGAGAGUGUUAAUUAAAAUAAGUGUUUGCACUUAAUAGUAAAAGAAAAGGGUAAAUUACAUUCAGCAUUCUCACUGUUAACUGUAUCAUCUCACUACCACACUUGACUUCGAAAAUCUUUGCGUAAGAAUAUACAUUCAUGUUUUGUUUGUGUUGUAACAGAAACACCUUUACACGGCAUUAUAUGGUGACAGUGUAGACACUGUGCUUUAUUGCAAAUGAAAACUAUAUAAUGAUUAGCAUACUCAACAUAUUUUAGCUCUUAUCUUCCAGAUAUAUGUUUCAUGUUUUGCUGUAGCCCUAGUAGCAUCAAAUAUGUUAUGACAUUUUGCCUCCUUCCUUCAUUGUUGAUGUUGAGAUGUUCACCUAAUGAAGGUAAUCGCUGUUAUUAUUUCAUAACAUAAUGUGGUAAAUUUUAUAUUAUAUCGUGUCAUUUUAAAAGUUUCUCUUGAACAUUGUCUACUAAGCAGUAUCUGUAUUAUCAGACAUUUCUCAGACAGUUUUAACAAAAACUUUGUGAAGAUAUAUUUUGCCAGUUCACUUACACAUUUUAUAGCUUGAUUUACAGUGCAAAAUUAGGAACUUAUUGUUUAUAUGCCUUCCUGAAAGAGGCAUUAGUGUACAUUGCUUCUGCAUAUUCUUUGAUGCCUGAAGUGCCCUGACUUCCAUUAAAAUCAGCCUGUUAUGGCUUAUCUUUUCUUACUGUUGUCAUUGAGCUGUUAAGAUUGAUUUUAUUGCCCAGCUGCACCCAGUGCUUGUUAUCACACAACAUUAAUAUGGAAGUGUUCUGUUGACACUACUCAUGAGGACACUAACAGCUAGAAGAAACACACACCCACACACACACACACACACACACACACACACACACACAGGGUGUAUCUACCAGAAGCCAUCAGGCAUGUUUUCUCUGGGGUUUUACGAAAUAUUUGCAACUCAUUUUUUGUAAUGUGUAGCUGAAGUCGUCCUAAAUAAAUACUGCUUAUCACAUUUUUCAAGGUGUUUCCAGUGUUAAUGGAAAACAUUAGUUCGUUUCUGGUUACAAUCAAAAUGAUUUUUAAGUGGAGUUCAGUCAAAUAAGCAGUCUAAAAUUGAAUUUUUGGCAACAACCACAAGCCGCACUUGUGAUCGGUUAUGCUCUUCAAAUAAACAAGAGCAUCAUCAGAAUGUACAGUUUAAAGUUGUCUGACACAUUAAAGAUUGCCUUUACAGUUGGCUGACAGCUCUAAAGAUUAAUUUGGCUGUACUAUAGCACUUAAACUUACAUUUAAAGUACAGUAGUAAUUUCAUCUUUGGUGCUAUCAAUGUCAAUGUCAUCAUUUACUGCAGUACUUCAAAAGUACUUUAAAGUAAAUUUAAGUACUCUAGUACAGUCAGAUUAAUCUUUAGAGCUGUCAGACAGCUGUAAAGGCAAUAUUUAAUGCUGUCAGACAACUUUAAAUUGUAUAUUCUGAUGAUGCUCUUGUUUGUUUUAAGAGUCAAACUGGUUGUAAAAAAAAAUAUAAAGUGCAACUUGUGGCUGUUGUUGAUAUCUUAGUUUUAACAGUCGCCUGUGUGUGCUCUUGGUCCCAAAUUAGUCUAGAGCAAUAUUUGUUUUAUCUAUAUUUAUUAAAAGGGAUUGUAAAACAUGAAGGUUAACUAGUACUCCAGCAGCAGUACUUGACAAACUUGCCUAGUCUCAUGUACUGCCCUGCCCCAUGCAGCUGCUGGAGUGUUGAUCAUUCUUUGUGUUUUGCUCUCCCUGUUAAACGUGUCACUAAACUGGUGGCUAUCAGAACUAUUCGUUACUUCCACAGGUAGAGAGAGAGAGGUUGAGAAGCAUUAAAAAGAAAAGGUAUGUCACUCAGAAUCCAGUAUGAGGGUCUCAUGUGUAGUUGGGGUGAGUGCAGACAAACAGCAAAAAUAUGAGGAGGAAUAAUGAUAUGAAUUAGGAUAGAUUGCCACUCAUAACAUAGAGAGAGGUAUUAAGUGACAAGAAUGUCACAUUUUGAAGUAGACUAUUGAUUAUUAUUUAGCUACCAGACGAAGUCCUUCAUCAGAUGAAGAACACAGACACGCACAUGCACAUGUAUGCAUGCAAUUCAUAACUCAUAAAUAUAUGGCCACUGUUGUCACCAGUCAAGACCUACAGUGCAUGAGAUGACAGUGGUCUUAUGUGUCAGUUGCAUACGUAUGAAUAUGUGUGUGUUUCUGUGUCUGGUGAAAGACUUUGUCUGAUGGCUUAAUAAUAUCCAACAAUCCACUUUGAAAUCUGUCUGUCUACUGCUUAAUACCUCUUUUAUGUGGUGAGUACCAGUCUACCAUAAUCCAUACUAUUUGUAGACAAAGAGAGAUUACUUAUAUAAUGUGAGACAGAAUUGCUAGACACCAUACAUAAUUGUAUUAUUUUUCUGUAUAGUUAGUUUUUGAUGGGUCAGGCUGUUCUUGUUGUACCACAAUUUCCUGUAGUGUUGUUCCACAACUGUAAAAUUAUCUAUGUUAAUUUUUUAACAGGAAAAGCUCUUGUUUGUCAGAUCUUACAUACUUAUAUUUAUGCAUUGAAGAUGUGUCUUCAGUCACAGUAUCUUUUAUUUAAAUAAAUCAAAACCAUUGACUGAUUUUGGAGGAAGACACUAACAGUAAAAUUAAUUUUGUGAAAGGGCGAUUUACUAUUCAAUUUUCAGUACAUUUUACAAAUUGAUUAGUCAUCUGGUCUUUAGCAAGUUGAACUGUUGAGGGUUAAAUAAAUCUCUCUGUUUCAGUAUUAUGUUUGUGUUAUUAUCUUUAUGGUGCACAGAAUUGUUGUUUCAUAGAUCAUAAUUGUUUAUUUUGUGCCAGCUUACUGUUGUCACAGACAGCAUAAAUAGAUAAGUGCAAAAAUCUAUUGCAUGAUUGAUACAAUUAUACUUACUCUAUGAUUAUUUAUAAAUCAUAUUUAUGUACUCUGUUCUGCCAGUACUGAGGUGUACCUAAGUUUUGUAUCUGUUUUUGACAGUUCAUAUUCAAUGUUUAUUUUGGUUAUUUCAGCUUUAUAGUUUUAUUUUAUCUGUACCUAUAGAUAUGAGAAUGAGCUUUGAUUUCAAGGUUGUGUUUUAUAUCACUUAAAUUGAUAUGGUAAGAUUUUUUGUAAAAGAGAGAGACAGUUUAACUGUUGGACUGGUGUCUUACUGAAUGUUCCAUUUUGGAUGGGCCAGAUUUUGUGAUAUUUCAAAUUACACCGUUUAAUGCAGAAUUUAUUUCUUAAAACUGUUUUGUCUUGUUGAAUUUCUGCACAUAUAAAUGUGCAAGAAUGUGAUAAUCCUGGAUGGGUGCUAAUAUUGAUAAAUGUGCAAUAACAUGUUUCUAAAGAUAAAAAUUUUUGUAACAAUUUUAAUACAAUGAUUAAUAAAAAAAUUCUGAUAAAGUCAUUGGUUCUCUCCUCCUCUUUGUAAACAGUCAUGCGUGUUUCAGCCGUACUUCUAAUAAAGUAUUUUAUA